AUUGUAUGAAUGCUUUAAAUGUUUUCAUAUUUUCUCAAAUGUUAAGUUAAAGCUACUUAGUGUUACUUCAUAUCUCGCAGUGGAAUGAUUCGCUUUGUAGCUGGUGAAGAAAAAAAGUUAUUUAGACGCUUAUUGUGAGAAGAAAAAGCAUGAUUUUAUUGUUGUGACUGUUUGAAAGCAACUUGUAGAGUGUUCAUCUGAAAUAAAUGUGUCAUAAAGAAGAAGUAAAAUUUAUGUUAGGAGAUAUUUAUUGAACUAUAUUAAUGGAAUUGAGAGUUGAUAUCUGUGUGAUUCUGUUGAUGACAGUUCAGCAUAUGCUGACAAUUCCCCAAAGUUAUCACUUAUCGAAUUAUGAUGUAAAUUCACGUAUUAGAUUUUACCGAAAUGAUAGUUUGUCACGUACACGAAAGAUUGAUACCGGCGGAAGUCGACAGAAGCAUAUAAAUCGAAAAGCAUCAAUCACUUUCAUUGAUACAACUCAAGAUUGUGGCGAAACUUAUUGCUUAGUUGACCCGAAUUACCCCUCAAACUUCAUCUCAUCAUUAAAUUUGGAAAAAUAUGAACAUCUCUUCGGUGAUGACUUUAUCGAAAACUUUUCGGUAAGAUUUGAUGCAGACGAAAGUGGAUUAUGUCAGAGCCGUAAAAGAUUAAUUCAUCCAAAAAGAGGGCAAACGAUUCAAAAUACGUGGCUGACAAUUGUGAAUGAGGAUAAUAAAUACAGACAAGGAGUUCUUAUUGAAGAGUGCUUAAAUCAACACUUACCUUGUGAAUAUUCACAAAACUUCCCAUUGGGAGUUGAGUCAAAAUGCAAGCAACAUUAUAUUUAUAGAAGUUUACUAGCCAUCAACCAAGACGGAAAACCUGUUAUGGAACACUUUCAGUUUCCGUCUUGCUGCAAAUGCAUGGUGACAUCAAACCGGUCUUAUAAUCGAUUUGGUGAUAAUAGUGAUAGCAAUUAUAAAGAUCGUCUAAUAUUAGCUUGAUCACAAAUUACACUUACAUUUUCUUAGUUCCUUAACAAUGAUAAAUAGAUAUUGAUGGUAUCUAUCGUAACAAGCUAUAAAUACAUCUAACAAACAAACAAUUUAAAUUAUUAAUGAGCUGACUAAGUUGCUGAUGCAAGGGAUGUGUGUGCGAAAUUCGUCAAGGUAUUUAAAUGAAUCACAUUUUUCACUCGCUUUCACUUUCCAAGAAAAUUUGAUUUAUUGAUAGACUUCUGCUUAAUAAAAUGAUGAUGAUAUGUAUGUUGGAAGUUUCGAAGAAAUGUUUUAAUUAAGUGACAUAAUCUAUGUAUGUUCUCCAAACAAAUAUUAAAUUUUAUUGAUGCGAUUGAAUUUCAAAAGACUGAAUGAUAUAAUCAAAUAAAAGAAAAGUAAAAACAAACGAUUAUUAUAAAUAUUUUGUACAUAAGAAUUUAAGUAUUUAUUGAAUAUGUAACAGCACACAAAUUCAAAUUUUAUAACAGUCAUAAAUUGUUUUCUCCUCUUUGGAUAAUAAAAUAAAUUUAGUUACUCAACUUUAUAAACUUAUGACCUUCAUAUGGCUCUCUUUUUUUUUUCUUUUUGGUUUAAUAAUUUUGGUAUCGAAUCUUUUGGAAGAAAAUAUAAAUGAUGAACACCUAAUAAUAUGCAUCUCAACAUUCAUAUGCGUUUUCUUUCUUUCUUUUUUUGGUAAUGUAUAAUUUCACGGAUAAUCUGAAUUAUUUAUGACUCUUCCUUUGAUGGUUGAGUCGGUGAACUUCAGUAAUUCAACAAGCUAAGCAUGACCAUCUGUAUCUUAUACAAACUUUGUAUGCAAUGCCGGAAAAAAAAUCUUCACUCGAAUAAGUGUACAAUGAGUAAUUGGAUAGCAAAUAUAAAUAUUCACAUUGCAAACAAACACGCUCCAGUGAAUACUAAUUUAUUUUUUACUUCUUUUUGAUGUGAUUUGAUUCAAUUUGAAUUGAAUUCAAAAACAAAUAUUUAUCAUCUAAUGAGAUUGAGACAUAACUAACAUCAUGAAUUGAUUUGGAGCUGAAGGCGAUAGCACAUUUUCGCUUCAGUCGUGGCAUAAAUUAAUUUACACUUAUUACAUCUUUACAUUUUCGUAUUUCAUUUAAUAUGUACAUGCUAAACGUUGAUAAACAACAUCAGAGUGACAUACAUAUCCAGUUUUUAUUUAUUUAGUUAUUUAGUUUCCUUUUCUCCUAAUUGUAUGUGUUUUGCGAUUUUUCAUUAUCACAAUUUAUGCCAUCUUCAUCGCUUAUUUCCUCGGCAUAUCAUCUCUGUAAUGUGGUUUCCUCGCAGAAACAGCUUGUCUGUGUUUUCUGAGGAGUUUUCCCAGUAAUUUGUUGCUUUCGCCUUGCGCUGAUGUACAUGGUACUCGU
This is a messenger RNA of Clunio marinus, 2365 nucleotides long. NCBI's taxonomy places the organism in Eukaryota, Metazoa, Arthropoda, Insecta, Diptera, Chironomidae. The record is from the annotation of a GenBank genome assembly.